Messenger RNA from Chenopodium quinoa (quinoa), 3912 nucleotides. RefSeq lists its product as uncharacterized. The transcript is spliced from 10 exons. The record is from RefSeq and is a predicted model, not a curated record. NCBI's taxonomy places the organism in Eukaryota, Viridiplantae, Streptophyta, Magnoliopsida, Caryophyllales, Amaranthaceae. Bases 222 to 3749 code for a protein of 1175 amino acids.
AGUACUCCCUAAAGGCUAAAAACUGGUUUCAAAAAAAGACUAAAAGAAGCCCUUUUUCCCAAAAUUACAAGGUAGCCGCGAAAUGUUCAAUUCCAACAUUGAACAACCCUAUAAAACGACGACGUUUAUCCUUCCGUUGACAAACCUUCCCUCAAUUUUAAUUUCCCUUUCUUCUUCAGUCUUCACUGCCGCCCAUCUCUCUGAAAUUCGAAGGUUCAUCAAUGUUGGAAAGAGAGGUUGAAGAAGACUCACAAAUGGCAGCAGAGAAAUCAAGGGCUGUUUUUGUUGAUACCAAUCUUAAUACUCAUCUCAUCGUCCCCAUUUAUUCCCAUUCUUCUGUCACCUCUCUCAAACGGCAACUUCGUCGUGAACAUUUCGAGUGCUUUCCGGAGUUAGGGAGGAUUGAAAUCAAUGCUCUUUCGGUGAAAUUGAAUGAUAGCCACUACCAUCUUCCAGACUAUAUGCUUCUCAAAACUGCUUUUCAUGGGGUAGCAGAUGCAUGGUUUGUAUUUGCUGACGUUUGGACACCGGGUAGCUGUUUAAAACCCCAGAAGGAUAUUGAAUGCAAGCCCUUAGAAGCACGUCUGUGGCAUCAAAAUGAAUUACAACUUGUGAAAUCAUCUCCUCAGCCUCAUGUGACUCUAGACAUGAGUAGUAGUAAGAAAAAGAAAAAGAAAAAGAAGAGAAAGGAAAGAAAUAAUGAAGGGAAUGUGGAGAAUAAUAAUGGUGGUGUGAAAGAGCAAGAAAAAACAAGAGGCUCAGAUCAAUUGGAUGUCCCAAAAGCUGACAAAGUUAGUGCCACUAAGCAGCUACAUAAACCAAGUGAGGGUCUUCACUAUACUUCUGUCGUACACCCAUCUGUAAUGCAUUUGAAAGAUGGUGGUGAUAACACUGUCAAAUAUUUGCAAAAGGGAGCUGGGAUGGUGCAUCAAUUGGAAGGUACUAGCACAAGUUUAGCUGAAGUUCUCAACAAAGAAAGUGGAAUUGACACCUCAUUGCCUAAACCCCGAUUCAAGAAAACCAAGAAAACAAAGAGUAACAUUCGUGUCAAUAAUAGCCCUGCUGCAACUUCUAAUCAAGAGCCUGAUAUUCUAGAAAAGGGUGACGCACCUUCUGACAAUAAGCAUACCAUCUACAAAGAAGGUAUUAAAAUUGCUGAAGAGGUACCACCGUCACAGCUGAAUAAUGUUUCAGAGCUGUUGUUUCAACAUGAUCCAUUGAAAAUAGAAAAGGAAACUGUAGAAGAUGUUGCUCCUUUGAAGUCAGACAAUGCCGCUAAGAAAAGGAAACGAGACAGAAGCGGACAAGAAAGAACUGCUGAAAAGGUAACACCAUUGCAUCUAAACAAUGUUCCAGAGCUGUUGCUGCCUCAAAAGGAGUCAAUGAAUUUAGUUGAUAGAGAAAAGGAAAUUGAGGAAGAUAUUGCUCCUGAGAAUCCUGCGAAGAGAAGGAAAAGAAAUAUAUCCAAGAACUCUGGUACAGAAAAUCAGGAACUGUUAAGCAAAAGGCAAAUUGCUGAUCAAAAAGAAGAUGACAUGAGGACUUGUUUACCAGAUGACACUAGCAGACCUGAAAUGUGUGUGGAAACUAUAAGUAAAACUCCCAAGAAGAGGUCUCAAAAUGAGGAAGCUGUUCCAGAAAAGGACUCUCAAGAGGAGAUUCAGAAAUUAGAAGCCCCUGUGACUGUUACUCAGAGUGACAAACCCAAGAAGCAGAGACAAAAAAAGCAACCUGCUCCUACAUUGGAUCCUUCCAGCUUAUCUGUGGAUCACCAUUUAGAUGAAAUAACUAUGGAAAUGGAGGCACCAAAAAAAGCUGAUGCUAUCUUGACAACAUGCAAUGCUAUUACCAAUGAUGAUCUGUUGAAGUCAGUCAACAAUGCUAAGAAAAGUAAAACAAAUGAAAGUGAACAAGAACACAGAACUGCUGCAAAGGUAUCACAGUCGCAUCUAAAUAUUGCUCCAGACUUUUCUCAAAAUGAGUCGGUCAACUUUGCUGAAAGAGAAAAGGAAAUGAAGGAAGUUGUAUCUCCGUCAAAGUCAGAGCACUCUAGGAAAAAAAAGAAAGAAAGGAGAGAUUCCCAACUGAAAAAGAAAGAAAUUAGUGUGUUGACAGAAUCUAGCAAAAUGCAGAAUGAUAUUGACAAACCCGAAGAGAGUAAAGAAACUAUGAGUAAAUCGCUGAAGAAGAGGUCUCUGAAUGAGGAAACUAUAUCUAGCAGGGUCCCUCCUGGUUCUUUAUUGAAAGAGAAACCAGAUGAAGAAACUAGGGAAAGGGCUACCCCCUACACUGUGAUUGAAAGUGACAAACCCCUUACGAGAAGCCAUAGGAAAAAGCUAUCUGUUUCUGGGAAGGACCUUUCCAGCUUGGCUGGGAAGCAGCAGUCAGCUGAAAAAAAGAUGGAAAUGGAUGCACCAAAAAGUGUGGAAGAGGCUGAUGAUGCAAAAAUCCAGAAGAAAGUGAUACAGGCUGAAGUGCAUCAUGAUGAUUCGAGGGAGGUUCCUUCCCUAACAGUUUCCUCUGUAUUAUCAGAAUCAAAGCAUUUGGAAAAGUCAUGGACAAGAAAACAGAAGGCAAAAAAACAUGAUCAACCUUCAGCUGUAGAUACUUCAUUUAAUGGUCAAAACUUAGCUGAAUCGAAGAAGAAUCAAGUACUUGCAAAAACUUCUGAGAUUCAGAAAUUAAGCACUGUGCAAGGCCAAGACAAACCUAUACCUCCGCGGACAGACCUCCCAGUUGCUGCACCUACCAAAACUAACAAAAAAGGUGAUGUUUCCCUUGCAAGUGUGGAUGAUGGAAGCAGAAUCUCUGGCAAAAUAAUAAUGAGAGAAACAGAUGCCCCUAGAAGAGUUGAUCAGGCUGAUGAUCUUUUUACAGAUGCUGAGAGUAAUGGUGCUCAAGAGCACAAAGAAGUGAUAGAAGAUGAUGAGCAUGGUGAAUUCAGUCAGGCUCCUCGCCUAGAAGAUUCCACUGUCUUGGCAGAUGCAGCGCAGCUUGAAAAGCCACAGGCUAGUAAGCAGAAGGUCAAGAAACUUGAUCAACCAUCUUCUAUUGAUACUUCAUCUAAUGGACGUGAUUUGCUUGGCUUAAAAAAGAAUAAGGGAAGUUCAAACACUUCUGAGCUUCUGAAGCCCAUCACUGAUAAAAAACAUGACAAAUUCAGUCUCAAUGUCAAAAAUUCAGAAAUUUUGAAAGAAGUAAAUUCAAUUGUUGCUGAUCCUACCAGCAUCUCAAGGAAUAUUGGUGUUUCUCGUGCAAGUUUAGACGAUGGAAGCAAGUCUUCUGAAGUAUUAAACAUGAGCUUUGGAAAUACAGUAAAGAAGAUUCGUGAGAGAGGAAGGGCUAAGGAGCCACCAAAAAGGCUGGAAGAUAAUUCUGUUGGCAUUAGAAAGUCUUCACUUUUGAGCACAAAACAAACAAAGAAAGGGUUAGCUUCUUCAAAAGCAAUAUUUGAUGAUGGUACUAGUUCAUCUUCUGAUGAUGAAGAUAGAACUAGUUCUAGCGUCACAAUACCACCAGACAAUUUAUCUUCAUCUGAUUAUUCGGAAGGGGAAAGCGAAGGAGUGGUGAUAUCGCAACCUGAUUCUUCCAAUGGUAAUGAAAGAAGCAAAGCAAACUCAUCUGGCUCGAAGCUGGAAUCGAUCCUACGAAGCUCAAGCAGAUACAAGAAGGCCAAGUUGGUGGCUUCCCAAUCACAAAACGAUAGUGAGCUUCCUGAGUUUGUUCCAGAUAGUCUUGCAGAUGUGUAAGUCUCGUAUUAUUUUUUGCCUGGUGAGUUGUUUUAGUCCGGGUUUUUUUUAUAAAUCGUAUAUGAAGGGAAUUGUUAUGUUCCUCUUCCAAUUUUGUCACAAAUUAUAUGUACUCAUGUGUUGGCUUUUGCUCAAGAAAAGAAAAAAAAUCAUCUUGGUUUUU